Molecule: messenger RNA, 1544 nt
Organism: Ricinus communis (castor bean)
Lineage: Eukaryota; Viridiplantae; Streptophyta; Magnoliopsida; Malpighiales; Euphorbiaceae
Product: auxin-responsive protein IAA11
Exons: 5
Coding region: 214-1164 (316 amino acids)
Biological process (GO): regulation of DNA-templated transcription
Cellular component (GO): nucleus
Molecular function (GO): protein binding
Source: RefSeq, a predicted model, not a curated record
ACUUUCUCUCUCUUAAAGAAAGAAAACAGCACUUUCUCUCUCUAACAUCUCCACCACCACACCAAACCUCACCUUUCCCAUUUACUACUUUGUCUAUUUCUCUUUCUCAUAUUAUCGCUCGCACCAAACAAACUUUACCCAGUAAUACCCAAUUCCCAACUAUCUCUAAAAAAUAUAUAUUUAUAUUUUUGAAAUAUCAAGAUCAAUCCUUUAAUGCGAAGUGGCGGUUUCGGUGGCGGUGGCAGUGGCUCUAUGUCGACGGUAUCCAGAGAAGAUAACGCUACGGCUAUGUCAUCGGAGGAUUCAUCAAGCCCAGAUGAGUCUGAGCUUGAAUUAGGACUUGGGUUAAGUCUUGGUGGUGGUGGUGGUUUCAAGAAUCAACAUAUUGUAAAGGGCACUCAUAAUUUUAAUCAUUAUGCAAGGAUUUUAACGGCUAAAGAUCUGCCUUGUUCUCAUGUUUCUUCUACGACGUCGUCUUCUUCUUCUUCUACUACUUUAAGUAGAGGUAACGGUAGUACUGCCGGUACUAAGAGAAGUGCUGAUUCUGUUUCUGCUGCUCCUCCUAAUGCUGCUUCUAGCAGUCAGGUUGUUGGCUGGCCUCCAAUCAGAGCUUAUAGAAUGAACAGCAUGGUUAACCAGGCAAAAUCAAUGGCUGCUGAUGAAUUUAACUCAGUGGUUGGGGGAAAUAAAGGUAACAAUACUUUGGUGGAGAAGACAAAAAAUGGAAGCAACAUGAACAACAGUAUUUCCAAGGCUAGGACUUCCCUCUUUGUCAAGGUUAAUAUGGAUGGAAUUCCUAUAGGAAGGAAGGUUGAUCUGAGUGCUCAUGGCUGCUAUGAGGCCUUAGCCCAAACUUUGGAAGAUAUGUUCCUCCAGCCCACCCCAACCAUCAAUGCACUAAGACCAAGCGCUACAGAGCAUAACAUCAUGGCAGAUGGAACAAGAAGGCCGACGCUGCUGGAUGGUUCAUCUGAGUUUGUGCUUACUUAUGAGGACAAGGAAGGGGACUGGAUGCUUGUUGGAGAUGUUCCUUGGGGGAUGUUCCUUGGCUCUGUGAAGAGGCUCAGAAUCAUGAGGACGUCCGAGGCAACUGGACUUGCUCCAAGGUUACACGAAAGGAAUGGAAGACAGAGAAGCAAAGCCUAUCUAGACUCUCCCUUUUAAGUUAAAGUAAGAUGAAGAUAAUAUAUGGCUUGAAGAGUGAUAUACAAAGGAGCAAAAAUGAAGAAAUAAUAAUGAAAGCAUUUUGAAAAGUAAUGACUGGUUUAUUUUUCUCUGCGGCUUUUCUGUUGGUGUUUUUCUUUUUUCUUUUUCUUUUUUUUUAUAUUUUUGGGUUGCUGUAUUAUCCUAUCAUGCUAUUUGUUCAUUCUUGUUUUACAUCUGGAAAUACUCAGGUCACACUUUUGAAAGAUACAACAGUUUUACUUUUUGGUGUAAUUUACAUAUGCAUAGUUCAGCCGAUGCCAUUUACUCAUCCUGUAAAUUCCAAAAGGAUUUGUCAUCCUUGUAAAUGCUUUAGGCUAUCCAUUAUCUUUCUUUCUUCA